Messenger RNA from Heterostelium album PN500, 783 nucleotides. RefSeq names its product nucleoside phosphorylase (gene udpA). Gene Ontology annotation, cellular component: cytosol. The record is from RefSeq and is a predicted model, not a curated record. Gene Ontology annotation, biological process: uridine catabolic process. Lineage: Eukaryota; Evosea; Eumycetozoa; Acytosteliales; Acytosteliaceae. The coding region runs from base 1 to 783 and encodes 260 amino acids. The transcript has a single exon. Gene Ontology annotation, molecular function: uridine phosphorylase activity.
AUGGAAAAAACUACACCAAUUUGUUUAUUGCCAGUCGGAAAGUUACCACGUUCAUGUGUUGUCGUUGGUGAUCCAAAUCGUGCCAAAUUGGUCGCCGAGAAAUUGUUAAAGAAUUCACGUCCAGUCUCUAUGGUCAGAGAGUACCACUGUUACGUUGGUACCUGGAAGGAUACAGAGCUUUUGGUCAUGUCACACGGUAUCGGUGGUGGUGGUGCCAGUGUUUGCUUCGAAGAGUUGAUUCAAGCUGGAAUCACCACCAUUAUUCGUGCCGGUACAGCCGGUUCAUUCGAUCCACGUUAUCGUGAGGGUUCACUCGUCAUUGCCACUGGUGCCGUCCGUAGCGAUGGUGUCUCCGAGGGUUUGGUCCCACUCGGAUACCCAGCGAUCGCCGACCACGAGGUCGUCCAAGCUCUCAUUGACUCUGCCAAGCAGAUUGAGGGUGUCAAUUUCGGAACUGGUAUCAUCACAACUGUCGGUCACUUUUUCGAUGGUCCACUUGGAAAUCACAAUAAACUCUGGGCAAGAUCACGUGUUCUUGCCAUCGAGAUGGAAGCAUCCAUUCUUUUUAUUAUCGCCUCACUCCGUGGUAUCCGUUCAGGUUGUUGCGUAAACAUUGACAACUAUAUUUUUGAAAGAGAACUCACCGAGAAAUACGAACCAAAUCGUGAUGUUGUACACCAAGGAACCUAUAGAAUGUUGGAAGUAGCUUUGGACUCUGCCAAGUCACUGCUGGCAACUUCACCUGUGCCAGCUCUCAAUGGUACUGCAGCUCACCAACAAUAA